Molecule: messenger RNA, 6450 nt
Organism: Zootoca vivipara (common lizard)
Lineage: Eukaryota; Metazoa; Chordata; Lepidosauria; Squamata; Lacertidae
Biological process (GO): cilium assembly; centriole elongation
Cellular component (GO): centriole; centrosome
Molecular function (GO): tubulin binding
Source: RefSeq, a predicted model, not a curated record
AGGCUUGAGAGGCUGAGCCUACGAGGGGGAAGGACCAGCCGGUUGUGCACGUCCAGGAUCUGCUCUGUUCGUUGCAAUCCCCUCCGCGCCCCUCGGAGAAGCUUCCCACCAGGUCUGUCUCCACGAGGCGAGGAGCACCGCAGCUCUCUUCCGACGGGGGGGGGGGGGAGUAAGUGGGGUUCCCACGCUGCCGCCCCUCCCCGCCCCUUUGGCGAGCCGAGGCUUCAGCCCUUCCUGUUUACGGUUGCUGUAGCUACGACGGCAGCCCUCGACGUCUUGCUGUUGCUCCUCGAAGGAUUAGGUCUUUUCCUUCAAGCCCCGGGAGGCUUCCUAUCCAGAAACAGCAGCGACCGAGACGGUCAGAGUGGAGAAGACGCGUCUGGAUGAGCGCUAGAGGUGAACGCUUUCCUCUGUCACAAACACAUCCCACCUUUCCUCAAUGUGGUGUUCUUGCUUCUUUUAUACUCACAACAACCCAGUGAGGUUUUAUCCUUCAGUGCAAAAAAACACCAAAACACCCCAAUUCUGUUAAAUCAAAAUGAAGGACCUUAGGAUUAGUUUCCACAAACUUUACUCAUUUUCAGCUACAUUCACAGUUCCUUAAGAAGAGUUUCAAAAGGUGGGAAAUGGAAUCAGAUAUUUUCAAGAGGAGAGACUGUUUAUCUCAGCAGGUUGUUAAAGAUUCGCCAGCCCAAGCAUCAUGUCAUAGCACAACUGAUGAAAGAACGGGAUCUUCCUUAAGUCUGGGUUGGGCAAGCAGCACAAACAACUCCUUUCCUGCACAGGUUGCAUCCUUCAAUACGUCCAGCACACUGGAAAGAGAUGUUGGCCUACCUGGUGACCUAGGCCACCUUCAAACCUUUCAGGAUGCCAAGCCAUUCGGUUACACAGCCAGCUCUAUUCUUUUUCCUCACUUUUUACCACCAACUCAGGCUGGAACAGUCCCUGCUGGUAAAAACAGUGAAACCCUGGGAAUCCCCAGUGCUGCCGCUGCUACUUAUCCUGCUCCUCUGAUAUCUCAAGAUGCUAUAUGCUGCCAAAACAAGAAACAGAGUCCAGGGCAGCAGGAACAGCUCAUAAUGCACCAGAUGGAGCACCUUCAACGGCUAGUAGCUGAACAGCAGAAAAUAAUUUCGUUCUUUAAUUCAGGCUUUUCAGCUUCUGCUGGUAUUCCUCCUCACCUUCUUGCUAUGAUCCCAUCCCUUCCAGGAGUCCCAGCUGCUUUAUUCCCUGUCCAAUCUCCUUCAGAGAAUUCUUUGCAAGCUCAGAAUAAUGGAAGCUCACAAACCAGUUCCUUAAUAAUAAAGCCUACUUUGCAGCAACUUGCCACAGAAACCUCAGCAAACAGCAACUUCUUAGAAGUUUCAAGGGAGCACCUUGAACCUCACAAAAAAGAAGCAAGUCUGCCAGGUGGAGAACCUUGGCUUGAAACUUCGCCACCUGUUGCAGAACAAAAAGGGGAGCAACAGUUAGAGGAAAAUGCUUCUCUUUCCCCCUUUGGACUAAGAAUGAACAUGAAGACACGGAAUGUAGAUGACAGACCAAUCAGACCUGGAAUUGGAGUGAGGCAGAAGACGUUUGAGGAAUUUGUUGAGAAGCAACUUAAAGUCGAUUCUCAACGAGCAGAGAAGCACCAACAGAACUCCCGUGAGACUAAAGCCACUGCUCAGAAGUCAUUUCUGAAACGCGGGGAAGGGACUGCAAGGCUUGAAAAAAAGAGAGACAGUGUUGGCAAGGAGCCAGCUGGACUUCCUAGAUGCGUUAGUUUUGAUUGUCAAAAUAAUUUCUCACGGUCGAAAGGGCAGGUCACUAGCCCCACCGUGCUGAUCGUGGAUGAUGAAAACACACAUUGUAUCACCUUCAAGGGUGAUGUAAAAGGCCAGCUUCAUAAUUGUGAGAGAAGGUCAGAUGAAAUAAAAGACAGCUGCGAAUUUGGUGGUCGUGAUAGCAAAGGGAUGGUAAAUGGAAAAGAAUUUGGCGUACCACCUCAGUUUGACAGGUCCAAAUGUUCACAGGAAUGUCAUGAACAAAUAAUUGACAUUAAAGCAAAGGUGACUGAAAAAAAUGAAACCUCAAGUCUUGGGUUUCAUGAUCAUUUGGUGAGGGUUGACAAGAGGUCCCUGGAUUUUAAGGUUCCAAUGUGGCUUAUGGAGAACAUAGAAGACAGUGUAUCGCAGGUGGUAGGAAGGUCCAUGGAUGCUUCACCAGAUGUCCGUGAGCUUCAUAACUUAGAAAGCAACCAAGGCAACCAAGAGGAGCAGAGCUCUGGACUUCAGGUUGCUCAAAGUGUGACUCGGAUUAGACAAUGUGAAAAUGAGCAUUGUGUUGCUGAGGGGGAAAGCCCAGAGGGCCAAGUGGAAGUUAACCCUGGGUUUAAGAAGCUCAAUGAUCAAAUAGUAAAAGUUACACCUAAAUCAGAUAUAAAAUGUGUCACCACAAGGGCUAAUUUCCAAAAGAACAGCAAUGCGGGUGCUGCUAACACACGGGAAGGAAAACCCCUCUCUAGUGAUUCACUCUGCACAUCUACUGAUAGUGAAGAUGAACCUAAAUCUCAUUGCUCUCAGUACGCAAUAAGGCCUAGUAACCAUAGACCAGCUAACAUUGGCAAGAACAUGGAUCUUUCCGAUGCUGACUAUGCCACUGAUGAACCCAGUGGAGCUGAUGAUUACUCAUUGAAAAACCAUGGAAAAUUGCCUGCCAGUAAGUCUGGUGUCCAGGAGCCAGCAGGUCAACAGGAGGCCACUCUUAUCACAAGUAGUAGCAGCAGCAAUGAAUCUAGUGUUGAUGAUGGCAGCUUGAAAUUGGGAAAGACUCUCUCCCUCCUUAGAAGAUCUUCCUGCCACCCCUCAAAAACUAGAAGAGGAGGAAGGAAGCCAAAAACACAGAGCAAUGGUGUUGCCAGCAAUUACAGUGCAGAGUAUAAUUUGCAACCUCCUUCCUUGACAAGUGAUCUUGUGGCCAACCUUUUCCCUGCUUUCAAAAGCAAAGCAAAUGUAGAUGAUAAAAGAUUUACCCCAGAGCAAGUUCAGAAAAGGCACACUGAUAAGUUAGAAUGUGAACCAGAAGUUCAGGUGCAUCAGAGAGAAACUUCUCUCCUAGCUCAGAUGAAAGAAGAACAAGCAAAAGCCAUGGACUUUCUUAGAAGACAAAUAAACCAAUUUGAGGCCAAGAGGUCACAGAAGUUUCAUUCCCUGGAGCAGUGCAAGACUGAGGAAGCCCUGAAAUCGCAGAAAGAAAAGGCAGAAUUUGAGAAGCAUACGACAGUAGGUAAAGGAGAAUCAGGGGAAAUACAAAUGUUAAAGCAGCAAAUAGCAGGGCUGCAGGAGGAGUUCAGAAGGAAUGAGACCCGCUGGUACGCUGCGCAUGGCGAGCUCAGGAGUCAGGUCGCAGCACUGACCAAACAGAACCUGGAGCUUCAAGACGAGCUCAGGGUCUCUGAGCAACAGAAGAUGGAAAACGAAAGAAAACAUGGAGCUGUGGAUUUGAUUGGCAGAAAAAGAGAAACGCCGGUCUCAUCAGCUAUUUUGAGAGGGACACCAUCUGAAGGAACCCUGGUAGAGAAACCACCGCAAAAUAGCCACAAGAGCCCUGAUGAUAAGUGUCUGGGAAGGAAAAUAGUACCACCAGAUGAAUUGGCCCCUAGAGAUUCACAGGCAACAAGGAGGGCUCUGCAAAGGUCUGAGUCACUGAAAUCUGCAGCAGGAGAACAAAGAGUGAAGAGCCCGUGUAAAACAGUUCAUAACAGAAGUGUGACACCCAUAAGCCACAGGAUCCCUCAUCAAACACCAUUUGGACUACAGAAAGCUUUGCCUCAGUUGGCUCACAGUCAGCAGCACAGUUAUGGAAGGAAGACACCAGUGUCUGAAUCAGAACCAAGAGCACUUACCAGCCCAGCUCUGCAUGUGAAAGGCACGUUCUCUUCCACUUCAGGUAGUUCAGAAGACACAGCAUUUUUAAAUAGUCAAAGCAAUGACAGUUUAAGCGCCGCAUCCUUGAGUAAUGUGGGAAUACAGGUGAAAGAGAAUCCUAGCCAUAAAAGGGUUCAGAGAUCCAAUAAAUCUUCUGAGCAAGUGGUUUCUAUGUCCACCUCCAGGAAAAACAGCAUUGCCUCAAAUGGCAGGAAUACACCUGUGGAAAAUCUUCCUAUUUUUGUGGAAACUAAAAAUAAGGCUUCUCCUCUCAAAUCAAUACUGUCCAGAAGAGCAUCACUAUAUACUGAAAUAAAGGAGGAUGGGGAAGUGAAAGAAGUAAUAGAGUACCCUGAUGGAAAGGUGAAACAACUGUUUACUGAUGGGCGCAGGAUUACUAAAUAUCCCAACGGAACAAAAAUGGAGAUUAGCACAGAUAAAAGAACAACUGUUGUUACUUUUUACAAUGGAGAUAUUAAGAAGAUCUUGCCAGAUCAAAGAGUGAUUUAUUAUUAUGCAGAGACACAGACAACCAGAACCGUUUUCCCAAAUGGAUUGGAAGUGCUGCAGUUUCCUAAUAAUCAGAUUGAAAAGUACCACCCCGACGGCACUGAAGAAAUCGUGUUUCCAGAUCAGAGUGUGAAACGCCGCUAUGACGGAGGUAUGGUGGAAGAAACUGUUUUCCCAGACGGUACAGUUGUGAAAGUGGAAAAAAGUGGAGUUAAAACCAUCCAGUUCCAUAACGGGCAAAAGGAGAUUCAUAUGGCACAGUCUACGAGAAGGGAAUACCCUGAUGGGACUGUCAAGACUGUCUAUGCUAAUGGCCAGCAGGAAACCAAGUAUUCUUCAGGACGGGUUCGAAUCAAAGAUGAGAAGGAGAUUGUCAUCCUGGAUGAGGAGUAACUUGUGUUCGCUGGGUGGUGGUCUUAGCAUUUCAUUAUGUUCUCUUACAUCGUCUUUCAUGACGUUAUGUUAUUGUUUAUUUUUUAUUCCAUCUUUUGGCCAGAAAGGUCCGAAGUGUCUCCAAAGUUGCACCUUGGUUCUCGAACGCCUUGGUACUCGUACGUUUUGGCUUCUGGACGCCAGAAACCCGGAAGUUAGCAUUCCAGUUUGUGAAUGUUUUUUGGAAGCCGAACGUCUGACGUAGCUUCCGCGGCUUCCAAUUAAGUGCAGGAAGCUCCUGCAGCCAACCGGAAGCCGUGCCUUGGUUUUCGAAAGUCAAACGGACUUCCGGAAUGGAUUAUUUCCGAGAACCAAGGUAUGACUGUACACCAUUUAAGCAAUAAGGUAAAAUAUAACUGGCAUCAAAGUACUGCAGCUGAAAACAGCAACAUAUCAGUAAUGUCUUCAAAACAGCCAGACAGAUUUGAUGCAUCCGAAUAGCUUAGCUGUUGUUUUUAAUUUUUUACUUCCUUCUGUCAUAAGAAUAAAGUAAAGAAAGGAGUAUGGACACCUCCUGGAGGUCAAAAGCCCGGGAGCCACCAUGGAGAAGACCAAAUAUCACGUCUCCAUCAGCUUAGCCUCAAACAAUAAUAACCUAAGAAGAGUCCUGCUGGAUCAGCCCAAGAGCCGCCUUGUCCAGGGUGUGGGGUUUGUGGUGAACUUACCUUACUUUUGUGGUGGCCAAAAGCUUUACAGUGUCCUUUCUGUUCGUUCUACAAAUCAACUCUCCAGGAGUCUGCAACCUGCAGCCUUCCCAGGUGCCUGUGCUUACUGAAGGCCUUAUGACAUCCCUGGCUGGGCUUUCCUGGAGGCUGCCUAAUAUGAGUUUGACCACUUCCAACUGAAGUAUUUUUAUUUUUAAUGAAAUAAGUGUUGUUGUUGUUUUAUAACCAAUGACUUCCCUUAAAAACAAAACCAUCAAGUGCCCCGAUCUCAGGCUCCUAGUAAUCAUCCUGCUUGGCUUCCCACACUUCACGUAAAAGCCUGGGAAUGGUAGCAUGUGGCAGCUAGGGAGACUGCAGAGUGCUGGACAAACUUAAAGAAACACACACAACUUUGGCCACCUUGCAAAGGUGUGGCAAGCUCAGGCCUGCACUCACCAAGAUUAUAAAGAAAUUCUAAUGUGUCCUGUAAAUGAGGCAGUUAAAAUGGGUGCCUCAGUUUUGAGAAAUGACAGUGCUAAAUUUCCAUUGCCUCCGGUUUGAUGGAAAAAGAAGGGAGAACUGGGUAUCAUUGGCAUAUUGGUUGGACUGCACCCAGACGCUACAGAUGAUCCCACAGUUUCAUGGAGAUGCAUGGGGAGGGGAUAAGAUGGAACCCUGUGAGAUGCUGUGUGUCAAAGGCCAAUGAGUGUAAUGUUUAAUUCCCCAGCAAUAUCUUCUGGGGUCUACCAUUCAGGGAGGACCAACGCCAGUACAAAACUCUGCCACUCGGCCCUAACGCAGCAGGGUGGUUCAGAAUGAUAUCGAAAGCUGCUGAACUAAUGAACUUUUAUUGUACUUUUUUUUGUGUGUGUGUGUGUGCUUAAUUUGGUGUGCACUGCUGCAACAUUUUAUUACGGUCCAGCAAUUUAUAUAAACAAAUAAACAAAAUCAAUCUA